Messenger RNA from Penicillium canariense, 906 nucleotides. RefSeq lists its product as uncharacterized. Bases 1 to 906 code for a protein of 301 amino acids. The transcript is spliced from 3 exons. NCBI's taxonomy places the organism in Eukaryota, Fungi, Ascomycota, Eurotiomycetes, Eurotiales, Aspergillaceae. The record is from RefSeq and is a predicted model, not a curated record.
AUGAAAAGUCUACAAGCGCUUCAGCUAGGGCAUCUAGACGAACAUUUAAGGAACGCUAUUAUAGGCCAUACACGGAGCGGUACAUUCGCCUACUAUGUCUCUGUGAGAGAUAAUACUCAAUCUGCCUUCAUAGAGACCCCUGCCAGAGAUGCUUUACUCAAGCUUACUUACAAUUCAAGCCUUACACGGGAUGCAUCCGCACCUCAGGAUUUAACAGAACCUCAAAAGAGGUCCCUUGAAAGCGACCAGGAGCUCAAUCGAUUAAAGCGAGAACGUGCUGAUUCUGAACGAUAUAACAAAUUCCAAAGCCUCCAAAGAAAAAUUAAGGCACGACGGAAGAAAAUUCACGAGGAGGCAAAAGCGAGAGUCCGCGAGAAUUUUUUCGAGAAUAUUGGCAACCACAUCAUCGAUCAAAAUUAUCGGGCUAGCCCCGUGAAAUUCGAACCGGACACGUCACAUAUACAGCCGGAAAGAAAGGAGCUUGCGGAUAUUGAAUUCAAGAACCGGGAUGUUGACACCAUUGAUGAUGCAGAGUUGAUUGAAGACCGGAUCCGAUCAUUAGAGCUACGACUACGGCUUCAUCGACUCCAUGUACCGAAGGCCUUACGAAAGCGAGUAACAUUCGAGUCCAUGGCCCUUGUCAAGUCUGAACCGCAAUCUUUCCCGUGGAAAAGCGCCACUAGCCUUGAAUGUCCGGUCUGCUUAGGGGCCACGGAUGCCCACCCCGCUGCGAAGCAAUUUGAAUAUUCUCGAAAAGACGCGCUACAAAGGCAUUUCAGGGCCCAUCGGCUUCCACAAAGGUUUCCAAAUGGUCACCAGUGCGAUAUUCCUAGCUGUUCAGAAGUGCUGUUUAUGCGUCCAGAGUACAUGCUGCACCAAGCAGACUGCCACAAUAUCUUUCUUUAG